UGCAGCACCGUCUCUGCCCCGCCAAUGUGCACCAUGGCUCUGUAUUUGCGGAGUGACAACCUGCCGCCGCAGUACAGCAGCUUUGAAGAAUCGACUUCCGUCCCCGCAGAGUGCCCGGUCGCGCCGGCCUCCCUCGCGGCUUUGGAAAAUACGGCAUCUGGAUUUGACAUUUACAGCACGGGCUCGGACUCCAUUGUCAACUCACCGUACUUU
This is a messenger RNA of Amoebophrya sp. A120, 213 nucleotides long. The record is from the annotation of a GenBank genome assembly. NCBI's taxonomy places the organism in Eukaryota, Dinophyceae, Syndiniales, Amoebophryaceae.